Messenger RNA from Ipomoea triloba (trilobed morning glory), 2257 nucleotides. RefSeq names its product BTB/POZ domain-containing protein At1g67900. Bases 150 to 2003 code for a protein of 617 amino acids. The transcript has 4 exons. Lineage: Eukaryota; Viridiplantae; Streptophyta; Magnoliopsida; Solanales; Convolvulaceae. The record is from RefSeq and is a predicted model, not a curated record.
AGUUUUCAACGUUUCUCGUGGCAAUGUCUUUUGUCUCUCUGGCUCUGCAUUGCUUUUGCUUCUUUCCCUUCCAUUUCUGCUAAUUAACUCCCCCCCAAACCCCACCUUCCCCAAAACAGCAAAAAUCAAUCCCCUAAAGUUGCCUUGCCAUGAAGUUUAUGAAACUCGGAUCUCGCCCUGAUACUUUCUGCAUCAUAGAUGAUGGUGUUAGAUCAGUUUCCUCUGAAGUUUCAAGUGAUCUUGCAGUAGAAGUGGAAGGAAUCAGAUACUUACUCCACAAGUUUCCCCUGUUCUCCAAGUGCUUGAGGCUGCAAAAGCUGUGUUAUUCAGACAGCCCUGAAGCCUCAUCAGGCCAGCACAUAGUGGUCAAGCUCCCUGAUUUCCCAGGAGGAAUCGAGGCCUUCGAGCUCUGCGCAAAGUUUUGCUAUGGCUUCACCAUCACUCUUAGCGCCCACAACCUCGUCUCGGCCCGAUGCGCUGCCGAGUAUCUCCAGAUGACAGAGGAGACCGAAAAAGGGAACCUAAUCUCCAAACUCGAAACCUUCUUCAAUUCCUGCAUUCUCCAGGGCUGGAAGGACCCCAUCGUGGCGUUACAGAGCACCAAGGCGUUCCAGGCCUGCUCCGAGGACCUGGGAAUCACCCCCCGAUGCAUCGACGCCAUAAGUUCUAAAGUUUUGGCAAAUCCCACCAAAAUCAAUCUCUCCAAAAGCCAUUCUAGGAGAGUAGAAGAAUCCAUGUUUAAUGGGUCAGAACCCCAAAGACAUAAGAGCUGGUGGGCUGAAGAUUUGGCAGAAUUGAACCUGGAUUUGUACUGGAGAACCAUGAUUGCCAUCAAAUCCGCCGGGAGGGUCCCGUCCAACGUGAUCGGCGAUUCACUCAGGAUAUACGCGUCUCGCUGGCUACCAAACAUUACAAGUUUUACCCGGAUUAAAAAAGAUUCAGACCCGGAUUCUAUUUCCUCGAAAUACAGGCUUGUAUUGGAGUCAAUUAUCAGCCUAUUGCCAGCAGAAAAGGGAGCCGUUUCCUGCACCUUUCUGCUAAAGCUCCUGAAAGCCGCCAGCGUUCUCAGAGCUUCGAAUUCGUCGAAAAUGGAGGUGGCGAGGCGGGUGGCGAUCCGGCUAGAGGAUGCUAGCGUGGGUGAUUUGUUGAUCCCCUCGGUUUCGUCGACGAGCGAGACGGUGUAUGAUGUUGAUAUAGUGAUGUUUAUGCUUGAGGAGUUCUUGUUGCAGGGGAAGAGCCCUGCAACCAGUCCGCCUAGGAGGAGCAGAGGGGAUUUUGAGAGGAGAAGAUCGAGAUCUGCAGAGAAUGUUGAUCUUGAGUUUCAAGAGAGUAGGAGAUCUUCUUCGGCCUCGCAUAGCUCUAAGCUCAAGGUGGCUAAGCUUUUGGAUGGGUAUCUCCAGGAGAUCUCCUCGGAUGCCAAUUUCCCAGUUUCUAAGUUCAUCAAAAUUGCUGAAUCCUUCCCGGAUUUUGCCCGGCCUGACCAUGAUGAUCUCUACAAGGCUAUUGACAUCUACCUCAAGGCUCAUCCAGAGCUGAACAAGAGCGAGAGAAAGCGAAUAUGCAGGAUCCUGGACUGCAAAAAGCUGUCAAUGGAGGCCUGCAUGCAUGCAGCGCAGAAUGAAUUACUGCCAUUAAGGGUAGUAGUUCAGGUCCUCUUCUUCGAGCAAGCACGCGCCGCCGUGUCCGGCGGCCACACGGUGGAGCUCCCUGGCAACCUCAAAGCAUUACUAGCCAACGCUCCACAAAAUGAAAAUAUAGCCAAGAAGAAACUGAGCCCGCCUGAGGACCAGUGGAGUGCGACGGGGCUUAAAACUCCCAAAACCACCCUGAAAAUGAGACUGGCUGAAGAUGAAGACGAAGACUACGAUCUGGACGGAAUCUAUGGCGACGGCGUUGGGAAAUCUUCGAGGAUUAAGGCCAUUUGUGUUCUUCCCAAUCGGUCUAAAAGGAUUUUCAGUAAGUUAUGGUCUAUCAACCGAAAUUCACAGAAUGAUAGGAACUGAAGAACAAAACAUAUUCUUUAGCUUUGUAUCAUUUUCUGUGACCAUUUAAUAUUCUUUACCUUCAUAGAUGAUGAAAGAUUAUGCAAUUAGCAAAUGUAAACUCUGUAAUCCUUUAGAAAAAAAAAUUGAGAAAUCCAUUUUUCAAUUCUUGGUGCAGUGUAACACUGUAACCUUAAAUUGGGGAUUUUUUUUUGUACUUGAAAACAAUAUAUUUCUUAAUUAAUUGGAAAAUAUACUCGCUCUUCUUCUAUUAA